This is a messenger RNA of Prosopis cineraria, 1149 nucleotides long. RefSeq lists its product as uncharacterized. The record is from RefSeq and is a predicted model, not a curated record. The transcript has 4 exons. Gene Ontology annotation, molecular function: protein binding. The coding region runs from base 1 to 1149 and encodes 382 amino acids. NCBI's taxonomy places the organism in Eukaryota, Viridiplantae, Streptophyta, Magnoliopsida, Fabales, Fabaceae.
AUGAGUUCGUCGGACGUCGAACUGCAGGAAAACAAAAGGGACAAACUAUUUAGUGCUGUCAUGAAAGGAAAGUGGUUGGAAGUCAUUGAAAUGUACAAGCAAGAAAGGGAUGUUCGCACGGUCGAGAUAACAACAAGAGACAAUGUGAUACACAUGGCAGCUCUUAGUGGGGAUGCGAAGGUUGUGGCAAACAUCGUGGACUUUGAAUGUGAGGAGAGGGACAUAGUCCUUAGGGCCGGGAAUGAUAGAAAAAACACGCCUCUUCAUUUUGCAGCUUCAAUGGGGAAUGUUGAAAUCUGUCGGAAGAUAGGCGGCGCAGACUCCUUAGUUACUAUGCGCAACAUCGCCGGCGAGACACCCCUCUUCCUGGCGGCUUUCCAUGGCAAAAAACAAGCUUUUCUUUGGCUUCAUUAUCUCUAUAUGGAGAGCCCUGGAGCUUCUUCAACCAACCAUAGAGCUGGAGCUUCUUCAACUGACCAUCCAUACUGGAGAAGGAACAAUGAGGAUACCAUUCUUCAUUGCGCAAUUGCAGAAGGCCAUAUUGAUGUGAUAAUUGAAAUAGUUUACCUCUAUAAAGAUCAUUUGAGAAAGAUGAUGAUGCCAAACAAGGAAGGGUUGACCCCACUACACAUCCUAGCAGCAAAGCGUUUAGCAUUCAAAAGUACUGAUCUCCUUGAUCGAUCUAUCCUUGUUCGUCCCUUUUAUUGGCUUUUCAGAGUUAAGAAGAAGAAGCAGGCCAUGACGAAGAAAGAAUUGGAACAAUGCGAACGCAAAUUACUUGUCAGGGUUAUAAUUUGGGUUCUGAUAGUCCUGCAAGCCCUGCCAAUAGCCCUUCUAAUAAUCCUGCAAGCCCUGCCGAUCCUCCCCUCAUUAAUAUUAUUUAUUGUAGCAGGAGCUUUGCUCGCCACUGCUAUAACGUUUGCUGAGAACCACUGCGUUGAGGCGCAGAUCGCAAGACCAAGGUUCCCCUGUUUAGCGUCCAAGCUCUUCCCUUUUCCUUUUCUUCUUUUCGUCAAUCAUCGUGAGGCUUCCUUCUCCGCCAGUCAGUUCGCCGUCGACAGGUGCGUGAAUUCCAGCCAUCACCAUCAAGUCUUCAUCUUCUCUGUUCGGAUGUCGGGUUCCUCUUUCCUCUUCGAGCAGCAGCAAUAA